UUGAGUUGGCUUUUUCACAUCGUCACUUGUGCUCGUUGCCCUACGACGAUUUCAUUUUGUCCACUUUUUCUCUCAAAUGCCGCAUCGUGCCAAGUCCUAUUUGGCGGCGGUGUUGAACUCAGUGCUCGCCUCCUCGGUCCCAGUCCACGACAAGCUCGUGCCUACCUGUUGGAGCAGGCGGCCAGCUUCCCUUCGCCUUGGACGCGCCGACGUCUGUCUGCCUGGCGCCUCUUGAGUCCAGUCAGCCAACGUCGCCAUGGCCUUGAGGUGGAGAUGCGAGACAGGAUUGACUGUGAACGCGGGUCGGCAUUGGCAUUCUGUGAAGAGGUGCCCGAGACCGAAGCAGCUGUAAGGCUUCGGCAUGAGACAGUGACUGAGACGUCUGGGGAGCCCAUUCAACCGCCUGUCUGCCAUAAUGACCUUUGGGAGGCAGGAUAUGGUAAUGCAGACUAA
Protopolystoma xenopodis is the source of this 453-nucleotide messenger RNA. The record is from the annotation of a GenBank genome assembly. Lineage: Eukaryota; Metazoa; Platyhelminthes; Monogenea; Polystomatidea; Polystomatidae.